CCGUCAGUUAACCACGGCGUUAGUCGAGAUUAAGACGCGCAAUUAAUCUCUCUCCGGUUUCAGUUUCUGUAAAUAAAUAAAUGAAAAAAAUUUUAAAAAAUUAUUAUCUUGAAUUUUAUUUAAGAAAAUAAACAAAAAAGUGGAUUUUUGAACAAAAAAAAAAAAAAAAAUAUGUCAUCAGUGCCUUUAAAAAAAUUCAAUGCAGACUACAGUGAAAUCCCGCACGACGAUGAUUACCGGGAACAAUUUCCCUCCAUGGGAAAUCUCGUGAAACGCAGCGCCCAAAGUUGCUGCUCCGCAAAAAUGCUCAAACGUCGCAUUCCCGUUGCCUCGUGGGCUCCCAAGUACAAAACUAAAUUUUUAUUUGAGGAUUUAGUGGCGGGCGUAACUGUUGGGUUGACUGCUAUUCCUCAAGGUAUCGCAUAUGCCGUUGUUGCAGGACUUCCGCCGCAAUAUGGGCUGUAUUCGGGCUUCAUGGGCUCAUUUAUGUACAUUUUUUUCGGAAGUUGCAAAGCGACAACAAUUGGUCCAACCGCAAUUAUGGCUUUAAUGACGCAACCUUACAUCACGGGAAAAUCUCCUGACUUUGCGGUGCUUUUGGCGUUUUUAUCGGGGAUUAUUACGCUAAUUUUGGGCUUACUUAAUCUCGGAUUUUUGGUGCAAUUUAUUUCGACGUCAGUUAUUUCGGGAUUUACGACAGCAGCUGCCAUCACAAUUGCGAGCGGGCAAAUUAAAUCGUUGCUCGGACUUCCGGGAAAAGGCACGGAGUUCCUCGAGGCGUGGGAAAACUUCUUCAAAAAUGUCAAAUACACAAAAUGGCAAGAUGCGACUCUCGGGAUCUCAUCAAUUGUCGUUCUGUUAUUGCUCAAGAAAUGCGGCGAACAUCGAGGACGUUGGCGAAGUCUCGCAAAGUACAUUUCGUUAUCGAGAAAUGCCAUUAUUGUGUUUGCGGGCGUCUUGAUUGCGUACUUAUUUGAUAUUAAUGGCAUGGUACCGUUCCAGCUGACGGGCGAAAUUGCCAGGGGAUUUCCGCCGUUCACUCUACCGCCGUUUUCGACAACCGUCAACAACGAAACAAUCGGCUUCAGUGCAAUGCUGUCGGAAUUGGGAUCCGCUACAAUUGCCAUUCCGCUGAUUUCCAUUUUGGAAACUGUGACAAUUGCCACGAUCUUUUGCGAGAAAGGUUCCGCAGUCGAUGCCACGCAGGAAAUGAUCGCUUGCGGUUUGUGUAACAUUGUCAAUUCUUUUGUGUCGGCGAUGCCAACGACAGGUUCGUUCACUCGGAGUGCCGUCAAUCAUUCGAGCGGUGUGCGUUCGCCGUUAAGUGGACUUUUUACGGGAGGACUUGUGCUGAUGGCGCUUGGAUUAUUGACGAGUACUUUUUAUUAUAUUCCGAAAUCAACUUUGGCAGCGGUUAUCAUCGCUGCCAUGUUCGGCAUGGUCGAAUUCCACGAAAUCUGGGAGACAUUCAAGACAAAACGUAUCGACGUCAUUCCCAUACUCGUUACGUUGUUCGCCUGCCUCUUCAUCGGCUUGGAAUACGGCAUUCUCGUAGGAGUCGGCGUGAAUUUGUUGAUGGUUUUGCUAAGUAGCUCCCGGCCAACGAUUGAUCUCGAACACAGUAUUGUAGGCGAGCACGAGUUGCUCCUCGUCACACCGAAGCAGAAUUUGAUAUUUACCUGUGCCGACUUUUUCCGCUACAAAACCGUCAAGUAUGUCGUGCAAAACCGCCAUGUCGACUGGAUUGCCAUCAACGGCGAAUACAUACAAAAUGUUGAUAUGACAGCGAUGAAGAAAUUAGCGAACAUGAUUGAUAGCUUGCAGGAUCAAGGCAAAAACGUCGUCCUGUGGAAUUGGAAUCACAAAGCUGCCUUCAACAUGGUCAUGCGAUAUCGCAGCGACUUGCGAAAUUUAUUCAAAUUUUCCGUUAAUUCAGACGAUUUAAUUUUCCAGCUCAAGAGUGACGUCAAGUCGCCGAAUAAUAAUCAUGUGUCUGAAGUUAUUACACGAUAAUAAUAAUGUAAUUUGUGUCUACUUAUGUAAAUUGUGUUGUCAGAAAAUAAAGAAAACGAAGAAAAA
This is a messenger RNA of Culicoides brevitarsis, 2079 nucleotides long. RefSeq names its product sodium-independent sulfate anion transporter-like. Gene Ontology annotation, cellular component: plasma membrane. The transcript has 6 exons. The coding region runs from base 172 to 2013 and encodes 613 amino acids. Gene Ontology annotation, biological process: transmembrane transport. Lineage: Eukaryota; Metazoa; Arthropoda; Insecta; Diptera; Ceratopogonidae. Gene Ontology annotation, molecular function: sulfate transmembrane transporter activity. The record is from RefSeq and is a predicted model, not a curated record.